GGGGGGAGUGCAGGGUUGAGCCCCUCCGAGUUGAGGGAGUUGUGGCAGAGAUCCUAAAAUGAACAAGCCGGGAGGUGGGAUGCCAGCGAGUAGUGGCAGAGAUGGAUCGCUUGCAAGUGGAGAAAGCUCGGGAUCCUUUCGGAGGAUUGAGGCUCUCUGAAUUUUCCAUUUCUUUACACAUGGUGGACUUUUUAACUUGUUUUCUUUAAAGAGGAUGCGGUGCGGGCAAUCAUUGUCUUCUAAAUGGUCAGUGGUUUAAGUUAGUGGUUUCGUUUAAGUGAAUAGAACUGCUGAUGCCUGAUAAAACACUUAUUAAUAAGUACGUGGCAGGAGGAAGUUAACAUUAGGAUUUUUAAAAGAGGCUUUUUGCGCUGGAGAAACCUAAUGCAAGGAGACAAUGGACGUGGAUGGCAUGGAAGUAUUUGCCAUUGCUGUUGUUGUUGCAAUGUUUGUAAUUGUGCUCAAACAAUUUGGGGUUUGGGAGCCCUUGUCACUUGAAGACAGCUGUGACGGCGAAUUUGAACUCUCGAUGGUGCGUCACCAACCGGAGGGCCUCGAUCAGCUCCAGGCCCAGACGCAGUUCACCAGGAAGGAGCUUCAGUCGCUUUACAGAGGCUUCAAAAAUGAAUGUCCCAGUGGACUAGUGGAUGAGGAAACUUUCAAGAUCAUUUACUCGCAGUUCUUCCCUCAAGGAGAUGCAACCACGUAUGCACAUUUCUUGUUCAACGCAUUUGACUUGGACAGAAAUGGCUCCAUCCGGUUUGAGGACUUUGUGAUAGGAUUAUCUGUGCUGCUUCGAGGCUCUGUUACCGAGAAACUUCGAUGGGCAUUCAACCUUUACGACAUCAAUAAAGACGGCUAUAUUACUAAAGAGGAAAUGAUGUCAAUAAUGACGUCCAUUUAUGACAUGAUGGGCAGGCAUACCUUACCCAGUGUACGAGACGACUCUCCCUAUGAGCACGUGGAGAAAUUCUUCCAGAAAAUGGAUCGAAACAGAGAUGGGGUGGUGACUAUUGAUGAAUUCAUAGAAACCUGCCAAAAGGAUGAAAAUAUAAUGGCUUCCAUGCAGCUCUUUGAAAACGUCAUCUAGUUCCUGCAGAGGGACGUGGAUCAGGAAGGCUGCAUAGUGCUCACACCUGCAAGCCCCUCGCCCCGAAAUACCUCCAUCCAACUUGAGAAAGAGAAGUGGUCGUGCAACUCAUUUUACAUUUUAAUACAACUUGGUGAACACUAUUGCUUCUCCUGUUGAACUGUUCCAUGCCGAGAAAUGUGAAGAAUUCACCGGAUCACUCAAAGAAGAAAUGAUUCUUUGCAUGACAAUUUUGUGUUUUUUGCACAUGAUCAAACCAGUUGAGCAUGACUGCUUGCCCGUCAUCUAAAAGCAUGUGAUGCAAACUACAUUGAACACAAACAAGGCUUUUAUUGUUAACAUUGUUGAAACUUGGGAGAAACAGAAUACUUUGUUACUGUAUUAUACGGUAAAGAAUGAAUGAGAUGUUUGUGUAGAUUCCUGUGAUUGUCCAGUGAAAUAAAUACAUACCUUCAAACAAAACAUGGUGAUAACUUCUCUUUUUACGCAACAACUCAGAAAGCUAGGAAUUUCCUGCAGAAAAAAAUUAAAUGAUGAAUGAACCCUAAAACUUACCCGAUGCAAACAUCAAAAGGGAUUUUAUGUCAUGUGACCGUGCAGCUGAAAUCUGGCCAUUACACAGAUGAAUAUGGGACUUGCCACAUGCGUGCAUUGAAUAUGUGUUAAGACUUUGUAUGAAGGAAACAAACCAACACUUGUCCAAAGUCUCCCUUCAAGCAGACCCUCCAGACCCAAAACAAUAAACAGAAAUAGC
Molecule: messenger RNA, 1844 nt
Organism: Pungitius pungitius (ninespine stickleback)
Lineage: Eukaryota; Metazoa; Chordata; Actinopteri; Perciformes; Gasterosteidae
Product: calsenilin-like
Exons: 8
Coding region: 398-1090 (230 amino acids)
Biological process (GO): negative regulation of transcription by RNA polymerase II; regulation of potassium ion transmembrane transport
Cellular component (GO): nucleus; voltage-gated potassium channel complex
Molecular function (GO): potassium channel regulator activity; DNA-binding transcription repressor activity, RNA polymerase II-specific; RNA polymerase II cis-regulatory region sequence-specific DNA binding
Source: RefSeq, a predicted model, not a curated record